Orcinus orca (killer whale) is the source of this 2347-nucleotide messenger RNA. RefSeq names its product dihydropyrimidinase (gene DPYS). Gene Ontology annotation, molecular function: dihydropyrimidinase activity. The record is from RefSeq and is a predicted model, not a curated record. The coding region runs from base 50 to 1594 and encodes 514 amino acids. The transcript is spliced from 9 exons. Gene Ontology annotation, biological process: pyrimidine nucleobase catabolic process. Lineage: Eukaryota; Metazoa; Chordata; Mammalia; Artiodactyla; Delphinidae. Gene Ontology annotation, cellular component: cytosol; cytoplasm.
CCCCGUGCCCCCGGAAGGAAGGCGGCCCGCCACGCGUGCGACGCUAGCCAUGGCGGCGCCUUCGCGGCUCCUGAUACGCGGGGGGCGCGUGGUCAACGACGACUCCUCGCAGGUGGCCGACGUGCUGGUGGAGGACGGCGUGGUGCGGGCGCUGGGGCGCGACCUGCUGCCGCCCGGGGACGCGCCGGCCGGGCUGCGGGUCCUAGACGCCGCCGGCAAGCUGGUCUUGCCCGGCGGCAUCGACACGCACACGCACAUGCAGUUCCCCUUCAUGGGCUCGCGGUCCGUGGACGACUUCUACCAGGGCACCAAGGCUGCCCUGGCAGGCGGCACCACCAUGAUCAUUGAUUUUGCCAUUCCUCACAAAGGCCACUCCCUCAUCGAGGCCUUCGAGACCUGGCGAAGCUGGGCUGAUCCCAAAGUCUGCUGUGACUACAGCCUUCAUGUGGCGGUGACAUGGUGGAGCGAGCAGGUUAAAGAAGAAAUGAAAAUCCUUACCCAAGAUAAAGGUGUGAACUCCUUCAAGACGUUUAUGGCCUAUAGAGAUCUGUACAUGCUGAGAGAUGUGGAGCUGUACAAGGUCUUCUCCUGGUGCAAGGAAAUUGGAGCCAUUGCUGAAGUUCAUGCAGAAAAUGGAGACCUAAUUGCAGAGGGAGCAAAGAAGAUGUUGGCUUUGGGGAUAACGGGUCCUGAGGGCCAUGAGCUGGGCCGCCCAGAAGCGGUGGAGGCGGAAGCCACGCUGAGAGCCAUCACCAUAGCCGGCGCCGUGAACUGCCCUCUGUGCGUUGUGCACGUGAUGAGCAAGUCCGCAGCAAGGGUGAUAGCAGAUGCCAGGAGGGAUGGGAAGGUGGUCUAUGGAGAAGCCAUCGCAGCAGGUCUCGGCACAGAUGGCACUCACUACUGGAAUAGAGAAUGGCCCCAUGCCGCCCAUCACGUUAUGGGUCCACCCCUACGACCAGACCCUUCAACGCCUGACUUCCUCAUGAAUCUAUUGGCUAAUGGUGAUCUAACCAUAACAGGGUCUGACCACUGCACUUUCAACACCUGCCAGAAAGCUCUUGGAAAGGACGAUUUUACUAAGAUUCCCAAUGGAGUGAAUGGUGUUGAGGACCGGAUGUUAGUAAUAUGGGAAAAAGGCGUGCACAGUGGCAAAAUGGAUGAAAACUGGUUUGUGGCAGUUACCAGCACAAAUGCAGCUAAAAUCUUUAAUCUGUAUCCAAGAAAAGGAAAAAUAGCUGUGGGCUCAGAUGCUGACAUUGUGAUUUGGGACCCAAAAGCCACAAGGACCAUUUCGGCAAAAACUCAUCAUCAGGCUGUUAACUUCAACAUCUUCGAGGGCAUGGUGUGCCAUGGGGUGCCCCUGGUGACUAUUUCAAGAGGCAAAGUGGUGUAUGAAGCUGGAGUUUUCAAUGUCACAGCAGGAGACGGGAAGUUUAUUCCUCGUAAACCAUUUGCUGAAUAUAUUUACAAACGGAUCAAGCAGCAGGACCAGAUCACAGAAGCUGCAUCAAAGGACUGGCUGCUGACUAAUCCUGUUGAGACGCCUUUCUCUGAGUUGCAUAAAUGUCAUCUACACGAGCUAGAGAACAUUUGAGAAGGAGAAAAAAACCCUGUUAAGACUCCUGCACAUAGGGCAUUCUUAAAAAUAGUCUUCUGAGUGGUAUCAAGGUGUUCUGGGCCACAGCUUUCUGGAACUUAUCUAGGAUUUCAUGGCUGAAUGGUGCAGAUAUUCAAAGAGAAAUCAUUCAUUUAUUAAAGAUGAAUUAAUGAUCCAUGACUUUUUUGGACUCCAAAGUACAGUGAUGACAGUUUUUCAGUAGAUCACCUGGAGAAUUACGCUGAUUUUUUCAGCAAAACUAUUAUCUAGUUGUAUAAAUAUCCCUGCACCAGGAACAGGCAUUUUAUUGGAGAAAAGGAAUCAGGAAUGAAAGCAAAGGGUUGUCAAUGCAUUAUGGACGAGAACCACAUCAUGACAAUGGCAGGCCUUGGACGUCAGCAGAGAGCUCAGCCAUCAUGGCCUUCUCACUUUACUGAGGGGGGAGACGGAGCUGUUACAGGUGGUGUGGAGGCCCUGCCCCUCCCCCCCGCCCCCCCCCAAGGCCUCACCACUUCUGUGCGUUCCCACUGUCCAGUGGCCAGACUCUGAAAUCUCUUUGCCUGGGGGCUUUUUUCAUAACUGAGGAAAGCCAGAUGUGCCAGGGAAUAAAUACCACCGAGAAGCAGCAGCGGCCCACAAUCAGGGACUGGUAGGACUUGGUGUCUAAAUACCCCAGGCCCUCACCCCUCAGUGGGGCGUGAGCUCUACAAGCUGCUAACACAGAGAGAGUAGGCUGCAGGCUUUAGCAGG